AUCCCCUGUCAGCAAGUGGGGUAAAGUUCCGCGUUUAGCUAUGGCUGCCUCCACUGGAGCGGAGAAACUCUCGGUUAAGGACAUUUUCCUGAGCAUGGAGUACGGGCCGGCCCCGGAGGCUGCCAAUAUAGCUCAGGCUUGGCUUGAUUCCCAUCAGCGCAGCUUUGGACAUUUUAUUGAUGGCAAAUGGUUAAAGCCCGAAGGCCGGAAGACAUAUACCACCAAGAACCCAGCUACAGGAGAAGCUCUGGCCAGCACAGUCCAAGGAGAGGAGGAGGAUGUGGAGACUGCAGUUAAAGCUGCACGGAAAGCCUUUGAGUCCUGGAGCAAGCUUCCUUGCCAUGUCCGAGCCCGCUACCUGUACAGCAUUGCCCGCACUGUACAGAAACACCAGCGAUUACUAAGUGUGAUUGAGAGUAUGGACAAUGGGAAGCCAAUCCGUGAGGCUCGGGACUGUGAUGUUCCCCUUGUGGUUCGCCAUUUCUAUCAUCAUGCUGGCUGGGCACAACUCAGGGACACAGAAAUGAAUGGGUGGAAGCCCCUUGGUGUUAUUGCUGCUAUUGUUCCCUGGAACUUUCCACUCAUGUUACUCACCUGGAAGAUUUGCCCUGCUCUUGCCAUGGGCAACACCGUAGUGCUUAAACCAGCUACCUACACACGGCUAACAGCACUGCUACUAGCAGAGAUCUGCGCUGAGGCAGGACUUCCACCAGGAGUUUUCAAUGUGGUCACGGGCAAUGGAGCCUUUGGUGGGAAAUUGGCUGACCAUCCUGAUGUGGACAAAGUAGCAUUUACUGGUUCUACUGAGGUUGGACGCACUCUACGUAAAGCAACAGCUGGCACUGGGAAGAAAUUAUCUCUGGAGCUUGGUGGGAAGUCGCCAUUCAUUGUAUUCGACACAUCUGAUCUGGAUAGUGCUGUAGAAGGGAUUGUGGAUGCCAUCUGGUUCAAUCAAGGCCAGGUUUGCAGCGCCGGGUCUCGGCUUCUUAUGCAAGAAUCAAUCGCUGAAGAUUUAAUUCGCCGACUGAAGCAGAGGAUGUCACAUUUGAGGCUGGGAGACAGCCUAGAUAAAGCCAUAGAUGUGGGAGCCCUUGUGGAUGAAACACAGAAAAAAACAAUUGAAGAGUUUGUGGAAGAAGCCCGAGCAGAGGGAGCCGAUGUUUUCCAAUCACCCGGUCCCAUUCCCAAGAAAGGAUUGUUCUACCCGCCCACCUUAAUCACUGGAGUGAACACCACAUCGCGCUGUGUGAGAGAAGAGAUUUUUGGACCAGUCUUGGUUGCAAUGACAUUUCGCACGGCAAAAGAAGCAAUAGCCCUGGGGAACAAUACUCCAUAUGGACUGGCUGCAAGUGUCUGGACAGAAAACCUCCCCUUAGCACUGGAGGUUGCUAUAAGUAUAAAGGCAGGCACAGUGUGGGUGAAUGGACACAACAUGUUUGACGCAGCUGCUGGAUUUGGCGGUUAUAAAGAAAGUGGAUUUGGCCGUGAUGGGGGUAAGGAGGGACUGUAUGAAUAUGUGAGGCCAUCUUGGGAGAGCAGGCCCCAACCUAACCCAGGCGAAGUGAACUACAAAACGUUUGCUGCCUCAUAUGGGGCUGACUUACCCCCUAUUCCAGGGCAGAAGGAUAUCCAGCCAUCUGUUAUCCGACUCCAGGACAGCCAGAUCCCCAGUGUCGACAGGACCUACAAGCUGUAUUAUGCUGGAGCCCAGAAGCGCCCCGAUGGAAUGUACUCUCGGCCAAUCUGUGGACCAGAUGGGACAGUAGCAGCUUAUGUCUCUGAUAGCAACAGAAAAGAUGUCCGCAAUGCAGUGGAAGCUGCACACAAAGCUGCUCCAGGGUGGGGGAAAAGGGCAGCACACAACAGAGCACAGAUUGUGUACUACAUGGCCGAAAACCUUGAGCUGCGAAGAGAUGAGGUGGCGCAGAGACUGAGCACCCUGACGGGGCAAUCCAAGGAGAAGGCUUUGCAGGAAGUAGAUCUGAGCAUCCAAAGGUUGUUCUACUGGGGAGCAUAUUGUGAUAAAUAUGGAGGCACUGUUCAGGAAACGUUGCUGUAUGGGGCCACUGUUAUGAUUCGGGAACCUGUCGGUGUGGUGGGCAUUACUUGUCCAGAUGAAUAUCCUCUUCUGAGUUUCGUCAGCCUCUUUGCUCCAGCUAUUGUUCGUGGAAAUGCGGUGGUCAUGAUACCAAGCGAGAAGUUCCCUCUGCCAGCCUUAGAUUUCUACCAGGUGUUCGAUACAUCAGACCUUCCCGGAGGAGUCGUGAACCUUCUCACAGGAGGACGUGAUCACUUAGCCAAGUACUUGGUGGAGCAUCAAGAUGUCCAGGCCAUGUGGUACUUUGGCUCUGAGCAGGGUUCUAAAUUUGUUGAAUGGUCUUCAGCCGAGAACUGUAAGCGAACGUGGGUGAACUACGGCCAUGCGAGGGAUUGGGAAGAUGCGCAGCAGGGAGCAGGGGAAGAGUUCCUGUACCAAGCUACUCAGUGUAAAAAUAUCUGGAUUCCCAUGGGGGAAAUCUUUGCCAAUUAACACUGAUGAAAGCCUCUUUUACGAGUUAUAAGAUUAUAUCUUAUUUAGUAAUUACAAGGGAUCAGUGUAGGAUGGGGCUCAUUAAAUUCAUGUGCAAAUUGUGUGUAUUCAAACACAAGCCUUAACCAGUCUCACAUCUGUUUUUGCUUCUUGCACUUACAUCAGUACAACGGUUGAGAUUACUGGUUGCGACAUGUUAAGUACACUAAGGUGCAAGAAUUGCCCUAAAUUAACAGUAGUUUGAAAAGUGUUACUUGCAGGGGUCCCUUUGCUCAUUCACACACAUCUACCUAGCACUUAAUGAAUUACACACAUAUGCAGAGUUCUGCAUGCACAUACAGGGCUGUCAUCAGGGGAGAUACAGGGGGAAAGGUCAGGGGCCCUAAGAGACAUGAAGGUCCAAUUGGUGGGCUGCAGCCAGGUUUAGGCUUUCUCCAUAGACUGCAAUGACAGCACCUCUAGUGCAUUGUUCUUAUGGUAUGGUCCACAGAGCAAACAAUAUGGCAUCUGCCAUUUAUUCAGUGUGCCUACAUGCAAAGGAAAGUUCUGCCUAUGUUUUACCCUCAUACGUUACAUUUCAGGAAAAACCUACGAACCAUUAUCAAUAUUUAUAAACAGUAUGUUGGCUCUUUAACUGCCAAAUAUUACUUUACUUGUUAAGUAAUCACAGUGCCUUUAAAUGCCCCUCAGGACAUCAGAAUAAUAAUAAUAAUGUACUGUAUUGCAGCGGUGGCUACCAGAACAUUACCCUCAAACUGCUGCGGCCGUGGUGCUAUAUAUCAACUGUAACAAUAUGGGGACACUUGCAUUUCAAUAAAUUCAUAUAUUGCUCA
Molecule: messenger RNA, 3363 nt
Organism: Xenopus tropicalis (tropical clawed frog)
Lineage: Eukaryota; Metazoa; Chordata; Amphibia; Anura; Pipidae
Gene: aldh16a1
Product: aldehyde dehydrogenase 16 family member A1
Molecular function (GO): oxidoreductase activity; oxidoreductase activity, acting on the aldehyde or oxo group of donors, NAD or NADP as acceptor; aldehyde dehydrogenase (NAD+) activity
Source: RefSeq, marked provisional